AUGGAGUUACUCGCUUCUGUUGUGAUAGUGCUACUUUAUUACGUCGGUGUUAUCCUAAAGUUAGUGAAUGUGAAAGGGUGUGCACAUCUCAAGAAUGAUCCACAUGACUUCGAUGUCUUAGGAGUUCAAGUAAAUUAUGAUGGUUGCACAAACCUCGCCGGAGCAAUUGAUCGUGAUUUCCCCACCGACAUAAAGCUUGGAAACAGUAAAGAAGAUGAAGUGGUUGAGCUACCUCCAAAGAACAAUGUAUACAUAUUUUCUGACUCAUUUAUCUUUUCGCUUUCUAUUAUCGAUAAAUAA
This is a messenger RNA of Lactuca saligna, 300 nucleotides long. The record is from the annotation of a GenBank genome assembly. NCBI's taxonomy places the organism in Eukaryota, Viridiplantae, Streptophyta, Magnoliopsida, Asterales, Asteraceae.